AUGGCUUCAAUCAGCCGCGAAGAGAAAUCCUUCAAAAUCACGCCGGAAAACGACAAAUUGUUCUCGAAGCUUCUCUCUCGCGAAUCCUCCUUCCGCGUCUACUACGGCGCCGCCCCCAGCGCCGUCCCCUUCGUUUGGGAGACGCGUCCGGGAACGCCCAAACACAAUUCCGCCGCGAAUUCCGAAAUCCCGCCGCUCAAGCCGCCGCCGUCCUACUUCACCGCCGGCAUCGCCAAAUCCGCCGGCGGCGGAUCCAGAUCGAAGCUGCUCCUCCACAGCCUUUUCAGGAGGAUGAAUCCGAAGCGAGCGGCGGCAGUUUCUCACUCCUCCUCGACCUCGUCUUCGUCUUCGCAAUCCGAUCCGAUCUCCACGCCUGCUCACGUGCGCAGAAGGCGACGCGCCUCCAGCUUCGGAUCGUCGUUCGACGAGAGAGCGGACGAUCUCCGAUCGUCGAGGAUAUGCCUCGGGAUUGGCGGCGGUGGCAGCUCGGUGAAGAGAGCGUUGCUGUCGAUCGUCGGCCGUUGA
Messenger RNA from Salvia splendens (bonfire salvia), 525 nucleotides. RefSeq lists its product as uncharacterized. The transcript has a single exon. The record is from RefSeq and is a predicted model, not a curated record. The coding region runs from base 1 to 525 and encodes 174 amino acids. NCBI's taxonomy places the organism in Eukaryota, Viridiplantae, Streptophyta, Magnoliopsida, Lamiales, Lamiaceae.